This is a messenger RNA of Seminavis robusta, 2685 nucleotides long. The record is from the annotation of a GenBank genome assembly. NCBI's taxonomy places the organism in Eukaryota, Bacillariophyta, Bacillariophyceae, Naviculales, Naviculaceae.
AUGGAGGCAGAGACGAAAGAAGUCACUGAGAGCAUGGGCCCUGAGAAUCCAUCAGGUGGGAAGGAGGAAGAAGAUGCUGCUCUGAUGAAGGACGUUCGAGUUUCAGUUCUCAGGGAGUGCCGUGUCCUCGACGACGUGGGAGAAGAUCAGGUCCCAGGCAAAGCAUCUGAAGUCAUGGACCCUGAGAAUCCAUCGGGUAGGGAGGAGGAGGAAGAUGCUGCUCUAAUGAAGGACAUUCGAGUUUCAGUUCUCAGAGAGUGCCGCGUCCUCGAUGACGGAGGAGAAGAUCAGGUCCCCGGCAAAGCAUCUGAUGACGGAGCCAAUACGAGCAGUACGAGCAAGCAGCUUGUUUCAGAAGACGAGGAGCCAAGAAGGGCCCAGGAAACCAUCAGAGAAUCGAAGGAAGCCGCCGAGUGGAAGGAGAAGGAGGUUGUAGACGAGGAAGCAGGGUUGAUGAAAGACAUUCGACUUUCCGUGAUGAGGGAGUGCGGCGUGUUUGACGAAGGCCGUGAUGGCGAAGAAAACCACGCCGCAACAAUGGUGAAUGAGGAGGCCAUCACGGAGACCCAGACUGAGGAGGAUACGACGCUUGUCCAAAUACCUCCAAGGGCUACACACCAAGCCAGUGUUUCGCCCACUCGCCUUGCUCGUGGCAGUGGAGUUCAACUCUCUUCAAGGCCUGGAGCCUUUACUGUCCUGGGACCAAAUGCCAGCAAUUUUGGAUCGUCUACCGAGGACAUUGAAGCAGCUUCUUCCGGCCGCGAAUCCAUCGGCAAUGUACCAACUGGUCCACGUGUAACAGAGGAAGCCAACGGGGACAUGGCCAUUGCCAACCUUGUCAACGAAGAAGACGAGGACCGUCGCCCACAAGCUCUGCAAGUCGAUCCCACGGAACGAGAGCGUUUGACUGCCUCGAAAAGGCGCAAGAGUCUUUUUCAAUUUAUUGGAGCAGGGGUACUCUUGGUAGUCAUUCUCAUUGCUGUGGUGGUGCCCAUUGCUGUCCAUCGAAGCAAGGAGGGAGGGACUUCGCUCGACAGUAAUCACAAACCUCAGGCAGAGACUACGAAUGAGACAACAUUCGUGCAGCCUGUCAGCAUCCAAGAGUACAUCUUGAACCUUCUCCCAGCUGCAACUGCCAGGGGUAUUCUGCUUGAUAUGGACGAGACAGACCUAAUCAAUGCUACCGCAUUUACUCCUCAGCAAAACGCCUACAAAUGGCUGAUACACGAUCAAAACCUCACCAACUAUUCAGACGAGCGAAUCAUUCAACGAUUUGCUCUGACGACACUCUUCCUUUCCACCGGUGGCCCAACAAAAUGGCGCGAGACAGGCAACUGGCUCUCACAUGAUGUGCAUGAGUGCGACUGGUUCCAUGCAAGCGCCUAUGGCUUGUACUCCCCUCCCAGUACUGACAAUCCCUUGUAUGUGAACGAGUCAGCUAUGGGUACUGUUCAAGAAGUCCCAUGCCAGAAUGAGCUCUACCAACACCUGUGGCUCAAUAACAAUGGCCUUCAUGGUAAAAUCCCAGAGGAAACUUUCCUGCUGACAAAUCUGAAGAGUAUUGCUCUGGAUCGCAAUGAGCUUUCUGGCAGCAUUGCAACCACGAUUGGCUACCUGACCAACUUAGAUGCUUUGGGCUCAAUUCCCAGUGAAGUGGGUUUGCUUGAUCAAGCGAUACGAUUGGUGCUACAAAUGAAUCUGCUCACUGGGAAUCUACCCUCAGAAAUUGCACUCCCCGAGAAGUUGAAAAAUGUUUCCCUCUGGGACAAUGCAAUUACUGGCACUGUGCCAAAAGAGUUGAUCCAAUGGCAAGGCCUUUUUGAUGUGGAUGUGAAUCUACUGACAUCAACAAUCCCUACAGAGCUAGGCUUAUCGGACCUUACAGGAUUCUCAGUGAACAACAACGAAAUCUCAGGCACCAUACCCUCAGAGAUGGGGUUGCUUACCAACUCCGAACAUUUAGGGCUGAGUGGAAACAAACUAAACGGCACAAUGCCUACUGAACUUGGACUUUGCAAGCUCAGCAUUCUUGAAUUUCACAACAAUGAACUGACAGGGACUUUGCCUUCAGAGUUGGGCCAGCUAAGCUCGCUACGUGUGUUUGUGCUGGGGAACAACAUUCUAUCUGGUGCAAUUCCCUCCGAGCUGGGGCAGUGGACCUCAAUGGAUCUUUUUGCCAGCUGGUUGAACCAGUUUUCGGGAACUCUGCCUUCAGAGUUGGGGGGUAUGAGAGUAGCCACAACUUUUGAGGUUUCCGAAGCGAAUCUGUCUGGGUCCAUUCCAUCUGAGAUGGGACUAAUGGAGAACGUUGAGGUUCUCUUUCUUCAUGAUAAUACAUUGACAGGGACCAUUCCCACAGAGAUCGGGGAGCUCAGUUCCUUGGUCAACCUAAAACUGUCAGACAAUGAACUAUCGGGACUGAUCCCAAGUGAAAUUGGUCUUCUCUUGAACCUGAAGCAGGUUAGGCUGUUCGAGAACCGCAUGAUGGGACCUGUUCCUUCAUCGCUGGGCUUGCUGGAUCAGCUUGAGCUUCUUUGGCUCCACAACAAUACGGGGCUCACAGGCACAAUUCCUACUAGUCUCUGCAAUCUGACAACUUGGCCGGAUAAUGUUGAGGAAAAUGGAGGUAUUCAUGUUGAUUGUGAAUCGUUGGAUUGCAGCUGUGAUGUUUGUGUUUGUAAGUGA